This is a messenger RNA of Clunio marinus, 567 nucleotides long. Lineage: Eukaryota; Metazoa; Arthropoda; Insecta; Diptera; Chironomidae. The record is from the annotation of a GenBank genome assembly.
AUGAAACUGAAGAAAGUCUCAAUUCGCAAAAAAUCAGUUUCACCUAAUUUAGAUACAUUAGAUGACUUUCAUGAUGAUGAAGUUUGUUCAAAUGAUGACAAACAAAAUUCUCCAGUGCAACGUAACACAGCAAAUGCUCGUGAAAGAGCUCGAAUGCGAGUAUUAUCGUCGGCAUUCUAUCGACUCAAAACAAUUAUUCCGUGGGUGCCACACGACACAAAGUUAUCAAAGUUAGACACAUUGAGACUUGCACGGAAUUACAUUGCCUAUCUAACAGCAACACUCGAUGGACAACCUGUAAACGAGAUCACUAAUAAAAUGCCGCAUCAACAGAAAAUGACUUGGCCUUACAUAUUCCAACAAGUCCCCGAUCUAAACAACAGCAAAUCUUCUUUGUCAUCAUCCAAAGAUUCAACUAGAAAAUCUGAUUACACGCAUCUGACAUGUUCUAAUGACAAUUUUCAUAAAAUUACGACAUUUGAUGAAGAAUCUCACAUAUCAUCGAUAACAACAAAUUCAGGCUAUGCCGGAAGAUAUCACGACGAUUUUGAAAUGAAUUAUGAUUAA